Messenger RNA from Protomyces lactucae-debilis, 686 nucleotides. RefSeq lists its product as uncharacterized. The coding region runs from base 131 to 571 and encodes 146 amino acids. NCBI's taxonomy places the organism in Eukaryota, Fungi, Ascomycota, Taphrinomycetes, Taphrinales, Protomycetaceae. The transcript has 3 exons. The record is from RefSeq and is a predicted model, not a curated record.
CAACGUUUCCAUCUCUACUCAUACACUGCGCUGUAGCAACGCAUCCAGGAGGAUAUUCCAGACCAAUUCGAAGGCCUUGUGCACGAUACACGCAUGACAAAGUUACUAGGACGAUCACAACCCGUGUCAAAUGAGAAUUCUAAGCGAAUUGAGAUCCAGGCGGUCGAGUCUUUUAGCAACUUUAGCAAAGCGACGAUGUGUCUGUGGCCAACAAGUGCGGCAACCAACACGCAGCGGAAUGCUAUCUUCGGCGCUGCUCGCUACUACAGGGACAACGCAAUCAUGCCUAAUUGAGCAAUUGAGGCAUAAAAAGCGCCUGGCAGAGGCUGAUCAGCCAGUGGACCGACGACGAAAUUGGCACGCAGGCACGAUCAGCACGUCGCAACGCAGGAAAUACCCCGCAAACAGACAAGCAAGACGACGACAGCGAUACAAGAAUCCCACAGCCACGUCGUACGGUACACUUCUUCUGCUUUUGCUUGUCUUGAGUCAUACUGUACUGACUCCUACAGAGCAAACGCAAGCGGCCAACAACGGCGGCAAUUCAGCUGCUUCAGGCUGCAGCGAAUGACGUGUACUACCCUGCCGCCAUAGCCGGCGAGAUGAGACAAGCACGGAAGCGUAAGAAGCGUGCAAGACACAUUGCACAACAGUUGUGGGGAGCUCAUAGUGAGCCUUCCUUGCUC